Molecule: messenger RNA, 2236 nt
Organism: Nematolebias whitei (Rio pearlfish)
Lineage: Eukaryota; Metazoa; Chordata; Actinopteri; Cyprinodontiformes; Rivulidae
Product: striated muscle-specific serine/threonine-protein kinase
Molecular function (GO): protein kinase activity
Source: RefSeq, a predicted model, not a curated record
AUUCAGAAACAACAGAAGAUGAAGGUGGAGACCAAUUCGAGACCAAAGAAAUUUGUGGUGAUGUUGCAGACCAGGCUGUCCCUGGUGUGAUGGACAAACGUGAAGAGGAUAAAACAGCAACACAUGGACAUGAAAAUCACUCCAAAAGAAGUCAGUCAGAAGAUUUUUCAAGAGAAUCUCCCCCACAAAUUCUUCCACCUCCUUCCCCAAGACUGGUCAAACGUACUUCCCCUUCUCCGAUGCAAAGUCGCUCUGGUGCAACGACUCCUAUCAGCCUGCGUAAGAAAACUGUUGUGCCAACUGAAUACCAGGACACAGUUCCUGGGGAGUUUGAAGAAAAGGUCAAGCAGCCAAAAAGUGUGUUUCUAGGAGGCACCCCAGACUCCCGGCCACAGACUCCACUGAGCGAGUGCUCCCGGAAAGAGUUUACCCUUAGACCUUCUCCAAAACUUACAAGAGCAAGUUCUAAAGUUUUUGAGAAGGUCCGUGGCUUAGAGGAACGCAGACGAAGUCUUGAUAUUCCAGAAGGUUCCAUCUCGGGAAGGUCUUGGGCAGGGUUUAAUCGUGCGGGAUCUGUAGAUUCAGAUGACGGUGGAAGCCGGUUGGGUAUCUCCAGGGAAAGUUCAAGGGAAGAUCUUAGAGAGGCUCUGAAAGAAGAUGCAGCCGAACGGAGAUCAAUGUUUAAACAGAGGGCUGCUUCACUGGAGGAGAAACCUCGCUAUUCUCAAAAAGUUCAGGACAUAGAAAACAAGUUCACGGAGGAGCUACAGCGCAUCAAAAAACUUGUAGGAAAACCCCAUCUGAAAAAAUCAUUUUCAACUGAACAACUCACACUAAAGGGAAAGCACCGCCAGCCUCUAAGAAAAAUUGAGCCCAUUCCACCACAAGUCCUACAAAAGUUGCAAGAAAGGGAACGUGUGCAGUGGGCGAAGGAACAGAGAGAGAGGGAACUCAGCCAGCAACCAAUGCAGCAACAAGAACUACAACAAUCCCAUUUACAAAAAGCAACAAAUACUGGUUCAUCAAGAGAAGGUAGAUUUAGAGAGAUUACAGGCCCCCCAGAGUCAGUGCAGCUAUCUGACUUGCCAGGACAACGAUCAGUGCGAGAAUUAAACAGAGUCAGUCCAGUAACAGAAAUCAUUCAAAGAACAUCAUCACCAGCAUUACAUCAACAACAGAGAGAAGAAUUCCCAAAUGUUGCAAUGACAUUACGGAAGGUUGAACGAAGGCCACCAAGUCCACUUGUUCAGAGAGUAUCUCGAAUGCAAGAAUCCCCACACAUCCAAGAAAACAAUGAUGGUUCAGGAAGAAAAACACCAAUGGAAGUAGCUGUACGAAAAAUUGAGAACAGACCUGAAAGUCCUUUGGUCCAGAAAAGAACAGUCCCGGUGCAAGAAAUUUCUCUUCAACCUCCCCUGAAACCCUCAAAAGUAGCAUCAGUCACUUCAACGGAAGAGAAAAUGGAGGUGGAGCUAUCCAAACCAGCCUCAAAGUUAAAAGUUCCUUCAAUAGUUAUUGAAGAUGAAAAAAUGGAAGAAGAUGUUACUACAAAGAUAAGUGAGCCCUCGCAGAUGAGUGCUGUUUCCAAAGAGCGCAAACAGCUGAAGAUUAAAGGAAAGAACCGUCGCCCUCGACCUUUGUCUCCAGAGUUAGAUUCCUCAGAUGAUUCUUAUGUGUCUGCCGGAGAAGAUCCAAUGGAAGCUCCCAUAUUCGAGGUCCCUCUUCAGGACAUUUUAGCGUCUGCUGGUGCAGAUGUGCUUCUAAAAGCUAUAAUUGCUGGAACGCCUAUACCUGAAGUUACUUGGACAAAGGACAACACUGACGUUUCAAGGAUUGCACAUUAUAUGGUCAAAGUGGAGGGUGAACGGCAUAGUCUGCUCAUAAAAUCAGCAAAACUGAGUGAUGCUGGAAAAUAUUGUGUAACUGCAGUUAAUCAGGUGGGCAGAGCCUCCAGCUAUGCUACUCUAACAGUUAAAGCAGAGUCUGUGCAGGAGCCAAAAGGAGGCCUGGGAGUUCCAAUGGAGAUCAGCAGCCCUAUCACAUCUGAUGAAGAGUAUCUAAGUCCUUUGGAGGAGGCUAUGGAUUUUGGAGUCCAAGAGUCAAGGCGAACUAUUGACUCACAAUUCAGAGAACCACCUUCAUUUCUGGUAACAUUGAUGGAUCAAGCUGUCGCCGAAGGACAGGAAGUGACCAUGUCUGUUCGAAUAAGUGGACAACCCAAACCCAUGCUUUAUUG